Molecule: messenger RNA, 4503 nt
Organism: Brienomyrus brachyistius
Lineage: Eukaryota; Metazoa; Chordata; Actinopteri; Osteoglossiformes; Mormyridae
Gene: tinagl1
Product: tubulointerstitial nephritis antigen-like 1
Exons: 12
Coding region: 221-1639 (472 amino acids)
Biological process (GO): proteolysis
Cellular component (GO): lysosome
Molecular function (GO): peptidase inhibitor activity; cysteine-type peptidase activity
Source: RefSeq, a predicted model, not a curated record
CAGUCGUAUAGACAGAAGAGUUUGGGUCCACCAAACAAUACGGAGCCUGACACAGCGAAAGCCUGAAGGUGUUUGAGCACUAAGUGUCCCAGCCUUCACCUGUGCGCCUGUCCCUAUCAGCUACUGCACAGCACGUCAGCCAGUGAUACAACACAGGCAGAACUUUGCACUGUCCUGUCGGAUUACUGCGCCUGCAACUUCACACGAUCCCUCAAGGUGAAUGAUGAGGUCAUCUCUCACAGUUGCCAUUGUGACGCUGAUGGUCGCGACACUCCUCCUAGUGGCGGAAGAGGGCACAGCGAGGCGCGUGCCCCGUGUGAAGCGGCAGCUGAUCAGCCCCCUACACCGCAGUGGCAUCCGCGAUCCAUUCGGCUCCUACUGCGAGCUGCGGGGGGGCUGCUGCCCAGGCAGAGAUGACCAGUGCACAGUGCCGUACCUGGACACCAUCUGCUAUUGCGACCUCUUCUGCAACCGCACCGUAUCUGACUGCUGCCCUGACUUCUGGGGACACUGCCUUGGGAUCGAGGCCCCCAUCAUUGGGGCCUGUCAACGAAAUGGACACAAGUUCCACUCUGGGGCCACAUACAGAGAGAACUGCAAUCUGUGUACGUGCGCGUCCACCGGCCGCUGGGAAUGCGAGCAGCACGCCUGCCUGAUCGAGAACGACAUGAUCCAGCGCAUUAACCAGGGGAAUUAUGGCUGGAGGGCAGGGAACUACAGCCAGUUCUGGGGCAUGACACUGAAUGAGGGAAUGCGGUACCGCCUUGGCACCCAGUGGCCAUCCCGGACCAUCAUGAGCAUGAAUGAGAUCCAGGUGAAAAUGGACGGCUCCGACCACCUCCCGCGCUACUUCAACGCCAGCCAGAAGUGGCCCGGCAAAAUCCAUGAGCCGCUGGAUCAGGGCAACUGUGCAGCUUCCUGGGCCUUUUCUACUGCGGCUGUAGCCUCAGACCGAAUCUCCAUCCAGUCCAUGGGUCACAUGACCCCUCAGCUGUCACCCCAGAAUCUAAUUUCUUGCGACACUCGUAGCCAGGGGGGCUGUGCGGGGGGCCGCAUCGACGGGGCCUGGUGGUACCUGCGCCGCAGAGGGAUAGUGACAGAGGAGUGUUACCCAUUCUCACCGCCCCAGCACAUCCCCGCGGAGGCCAGCCGCUGCAUGAUGCACAGCCGCUCGGUGGGGCGGGGCAAACGCCAGGCCACCGCCCACUGCCCCAACACGCACAGUUACCAUAACGACAUCUACCAGUCGACACCCCCAUACCGGCUUGCCACCAGUGAGAAGGAGAUCAUGAAGGAGAUCAUGGAUAACGGACCAGUACAAGGCAUCAUGGAAGUACACGAGGACUUUUUCGUCUACAAGUCUGGAAUCUACCAGUACACAGACGUCAACUCCCACAAGCCAGUGCACUUCCGCAGGCAUAACACCCACUCCGUCAGGAUCACUGGAUGGGGAGAGGAGAGGGAUUACAAUGGGCACCCACGGAAGUACUGGAUUGCUGCCAACUCCUGGGGGAAGACCUGGGGUGAGGAUGGCUUCUUCCGCAUCGCACGUGGGGAGAACGAGUGCCAGAUCGAGGCCUUUGUGAUUGGCGUGUGGGGCCGUGUCACCAUGGAGGACAUGCACAACCACCACCAUUAGUGCCAACAGCACCCCCUGCUGGUCCAACCAUGGCGUUGCCAUCGCCACGCUCAGCGCAACCUUUAUGUGCACAAGCCUUACAGCUGCCCAUGCACAAUCUACUGUCAAUCAACCUGCCAACUUGAGGACUCACCAAUAAACUGCUCAGGAUUCACUCUGCCAAAGAUGACACACUCUUACCUUGUGGACACUUUUUUUAUUGUAUUACAGUCAAAGCAAAAACGAGCCACAAAACUCUUCAUACCUGAUCCUCUUUAGUGGGAGUCUGAGUGACCUGCAGUUUCCCCUUUUUACUCUUGUUUUAUAUAUAUAUAUAUAUAUUUUUUUUUUUUUUCGGUUAUAGGCAGUAGGUAGGCUGGAGCUGAAAAGCCAGCAGUCAAACACUGUAGGAACUAUCAGCAAGAACUAACCUGAACACUGUGCGUCAAUUGUACGCUGUGCGUGUCGCCUAGAUAACAUUUGCUCACUGUUUGCUCAUAUCUCCUCCACUGGAUUUCUCCCUGUCGCUCCAUAACACCUACAGGCCAAAACAUUAAGCGCGUUACAUUCCAGCUGUGCAGAUACCGUUUUUGGAGGAACUGUAUCGUAUCAGAUGGCAAGGGUACGGAUCUAAAAUCCAGCAGGCAGCCCUAACCCAUACCGGCUCUCAUUUCAGAACCAAGGAAUUGUGGCACUAAAUAUUGUACCACUAAAACAACUUAAUUCAUUAGACAGUCCUAAUAUUUAUAUUUGAUAGCAUUUGUGCUUUAGAAAUGUGUCUGUGAACAGAAAAUAGAUGAUUAUGCCUAAAAUAUAUGUUUUCUAUAUUAGGGCUGCCACAAUUAACUCGCAUGUAACGUUGAUCCAGCUUUUUUAAUUCGGACUGCUGUAUUACACACACAGACACACACAAUUAUCUGUACUGCGGAAUGAAAUAAGAACAUACAGAAUGUAUCAUUUCUAAUGCAAGCAUACAAAUAUUUAUGAAAUACAAUAUUAUUUAUACUCUAUGAUCCUGCCUAGAAUAAUCACCUGGAAGAUGGAUGGAUGGAUGGAUCCAUGGAUGGAUGGGAUAUUAUUUUUGUCACCACUAGAUAAAUGGACAAAUUAGCAAAGCUAGUCCGAAAUCUGAACAUUUAAUCUGCUUCCGGAAAGCUCUUCCUUUGUAACUCAAAAAGUGCUUUUAUUGCAAUAACAAGUUUGGACUUUUUUUCUGAUCUACGCCACCUUCUGCUUGAGUAGCACUGCUGAUUAAAAUGCCUUCAUAUCUAAGCGAAGAUGCCAGACAAGAAUAAUCUUUGGGUUUGGCUUCCAGAGGUCGAAGUUUAAAUGCUAUUGUAUUACAGCCUUAAUAUAUUUAUUUGUCUAUAUAUCAUGUUAUUCCUAGUUAUGUCUGAUUGUUGUUUUUGUUAUGCUGAAGUGUUUUAAGGGCUCUGGAUUUUCCAUCUGGCUGAGAAUGCAGUCAGCACUCUCUUCUGUAUCUCCCAGUGGCUUUGAUGUUGCAUGAUGCUCAACCUGGAGGAGCGAAAAGGAGUAAAACCCAAAAUAUUCAGGGCUGAAGGUGGUAUCAGACGUGCACUAGGCAGCACUUCAGCAAACUUCCUCUCUGUGGUGCCCUCUUUGGGACAGGCAUGUAGCCAACACCUUGAAACCACAUCCCUGGGAAGUAAUCUGGUUGUCAGCUGGCCUCUGGUUGUCAGAGUCAUUGUCAUCCAUCAACUCUCACUCACAGGCCACAGACCCUGUAGACAGCCCAGCAUGUCGAAGGCCUCGAUUGCCUGCACUUCAGUAUUAGCGCGAGGGCUAGGCUAGCCAUGCAUGCAGUCUCAGGAAGACACGAAUGUGAACGUUUAUACGCUAAUGGGUACUGAGGUCCCAUUGCUAACAUAACAUCAGAGCCCUAAAUCCCCGUUGGUGAGUGAGGGUACUCUGCGGCCACCAAAACGGGCAGCAGGGGGCAGGCAGUGAACGGCACCUGGAGUCUCAGUGCCUUCUGGUUAGUGUAACGUCCUUGCAGAGUGCAGUGGGGGUGGGAGAGGCCGGUGAACGGGGCACUGGAGGAGAUGGGAGGGUGGGGUCAGAGUACUGGAGCGUCCAAAGGCAUUUCAUUAGGCGGAGGUGUUGUGCACCCACCCACUCCAGUGACUUUCUUACAGUUUCCUUCCUACUUUUGCCAUUUUUAAUGAAUGUUGCAGAUGUGGGACUUCCAAAUAAAGCAGUACAAAGGGCAUCUUCCUAACAAACAGGCACAGUGGGCCCUAAUACAACAAUGGCCUCCCACUGGGGUUUGUGCUUUUAGCUCGGCGAGCGAUUAGCGGCAAGCAGGCCGCAGCUAUCCAGGACAGUUUACCGAUAUAUUUCUUAUUUAAAAUAACGCAUUUGUAUCAACAUUUUAAAACAUGUAAAUGUACAACCAAAACAAGGAUAAAAUCCAAGCCACAUAAAAGAGGUUUGGUGGAAUGAAACAAAUGGUGACUGUGUCCUCGUCUGCAGAUGGGACACUGAAGGAGUAACAUGCUGUGAAAGGAAGCACUUUGAUUUUGCUCAAGUUGUAGUUGUAGCUUCCAUUACCCUUGGUUUGUAUCGCUCGUGCAGCAUUGCAUUGUGGGUAGCCAUUCGAGGGCGUUUGCUGGACAUGGUUUGCGAACUGCUGUCCUUUCUAAACCGCUAAUGUCCAUUUCAAGCGGUGGAGGUCCCACCAUAGGGUGGCAGUGUGUGACUCAGGUUAGCAUGCUCUACUUGUCUCAGAAGGUCGCUGGUUCAAAUCCCAGUGUCAGCAGGAUGAUGUCAUCAUGGGAGACCUGAGUGAGGCCCUUAACCUUUUGGAUAAAAGUAUCUUCUAAAUAAAUAAAAAAUGUCGGCCACAGGCUACUGCUCCUCCCCAA